AUGGCCUCCGCUUUGCUGCCUUUCCCGCUGGACAUCCACAGCGGCGGAAUUGAUCUUCGCUUUCCCCACCACGACAACGAGUUGGCCCAAACCGAAGCUGCCAAGGACCGCCCCCAGUGGUCAGCAGCAGCAGCAGCAGCAGCAGCAGCAGCAGCAGCAGCAGCAGCGGGAGCUAGGAGCAGCAGGGGCACCAGCAGCAGCAGGAAGCAGCAGCAGCAGCAGCGGCAGCGAAAGCUAGGAGCAGCAGUAGCAGCAGCAGGGGCUAGCAGAAGCAGCAGCAGCAGUAGUAGCGGGAGCUAG
This is a messenger RNA of Eimeria necatrix, 300 nucleotides long. Its product is annotated as cysteinyl-tRNA synthetase, putative. Bases 1 to 300 code for a protein of 99 amino acids. The transcript has a single exon. NCBI's taxonomy places the organism in Eukaryota, Apicomplexa, Conoidasida, Eucoccidiorida, Eimeriidae. Gene Ontology annotation, biological process: cysteinyl-tRNA aminoacylation. Gene Ontology annotation, cellular component: cytoplasm. Gene Ontology annotation, molecular function: ATP binding; cysteine-tRNA ligase activity. The record is from RefSeq and is a predicted model, not a curated record.